GAUUAACGCAUGGAAGGUCUGGCUCGUGAUGGCGGUGCUGAUCAGGGGCUGGGUAUACAGGGUGCCUGUUUUGCCGAGCACCCAUCGGUGCGUCGCUCAGCUGGAUGAGCCGGCGGGCGCUGAGCUGGCGCCCUCCCGCGAGCGGAGAAGGGGCCGCCCUGUUCCUGCGGCGGUGGCGGGCCCCUUCGCGAGCGAUGGUGUUUGCGCCUGGUGGAGUACCUAUGUUGACGGCUUCGAGGCCGGGGAGGUUCUCAAUUGUGGGGCCGCGCUACCUUUGGUCAGCACCCUUGGCCGCCUCCAGGAGCAGAUGAGGAAGAGCUACGCGAGGAACGACAUCCCCAUCUGCGCCAACGAGGCUAACCAGUGGCUGGUCCUCGUCACUCGCAUGCGCAUGGAGGUCGAUGGAGCUGCAGACUGGGCGGCGAACAACCGAGUGAGGAACAUGCCGCUGCGUGGCCUCACCCUGCGGCUCCUGACACGAUGCACCGAGCUGCCGAAAAACUGCGUUGGUGGACAGACGCGCGCUCGCUUGCCGCUGCCUUUGGCGUCUGCAAACCUGAGGUCGAGGACCGCCGGCGACGUCUCAUUCUCGGAUGUCAGCGAGGAGGCACCGCGCGUGCUCCUGGUCAACCUGUUUGACGGGGUAGGCGGCCCGAUGGUCUCUCUGGCGCGAACAAGUGCCACCAUCGACAUGAGCAGCGGGGGUGACACAGGAGUUAGACGCGCGCUACGAUCGCGCUGGCCUGGACUGAUCGAGCCGGGGCCCGUGGGAGAGAUCCAGGUGGGGCAGCUCGAGGCCUUAACCUUGUUCCCGGGUCGCAUCGAGGCUUCGAUUGUCGCUGGAGGCUGCCCCUGCCAUCAUUUCAGCGUAAUCAACGCAGAUCGGCGAGGGGCCCACAGCGGUCGGAGCGGCCUGGUCACGCGCAUCCCCGAGAUAGUGCGCGCGUUGACUCAGGCAAUCCUCAAGGCCCCGCGGUCGCAGGCAGAGCUCGCGCAGAGCUACGGCCUCAUCGAGUCCAUUCAG
Messenger RNA from Prorocentrum cordatum, 1024 nucleotides. Lineage: Eukaryota; Dinophyceae; Prorocentrales; Prorocentraceae. The record is from the annotation of a GenBank genome assembly.